AUGAACGAAAAGGCAGCACUCCCGGAGGCCAGCGAAAAGGCUCUAAGUGUCACUCCCGAUGGCGAAGAACCCAAUGCCGAGGAAAACGUAACUCUUCGCCAUGUUGCCGAACACCUGCCUAUCUCCGCCUGGCUCGUCGCCAUCGUCGAACUUUGCGAGCGUUUCACCUAUUAUGGAAUGUCUGGCAUGUUCCAGAACUACGUUCAGCGCCCUUUGGAUGGCAGCGAGGGGCGCGGCGCUCUUGGCAUGGGCCACGAGGGAGCCACGGGUCUGACCACUUUCUUCCAGUUCUGGUGUUAUGUCACUCCCAUCCUCGGUGCCAUCGUGGCUGAUCAAUACCUCGGCAAAUACAAGACCAUUGUGGUGUUUUGUAUCAUCUACCUGGUCGGUCUGCUCAUCUUGGUCUGCACGUCCAUUCCCACGGCUCUUUCUCAUGGAGCCGGUGUUGGGGGCUUCAUCGUGGCAAUCUUGAUUAUCGGUCUUGGCACUGGUGGUAUCAAGAGUAACGUUGCCCCUCUGAUUGCGGAUCAGUACAAGCGGAAGAAGAUGGCCGUUUCGACCACCAAAAAGGGCGAACGGGUCAUCAUCGAUCCCUCCCUUACGAUCCAGCGCAUAUACAUGAUCUUCUACGGUUGCAUCAACGUGGGCUCCCUGUCUCUGCUGGCAACUCCCUACAUGGAGAAGUACAUCGGCUUUUGGUCCGGAUACCUGCUCUGCUUGUGCAUGUUCGCUGUCGGCACUAUGGUGCUCAUUUUCGGCCGCAAGUACUACGUUGUCCGCCCUCCGCAGGGCUCGAUCAUCACGGAUGCUUUCAAGGCUCUGUGGAUCAUGGUUAUCAACCGCAACAUGGACGCACCCAAGCCCACCUGGCAGGCGGCCAACGGCGGCGGACGGACCAACCUCCCCUGGGACGAUCACUUCAUCGACGAGCUCAAGCGUGCCUUGAUCGCGUGCCGCGUGUUCUGCUUUUACCCGAUCUACUGGGUCGUGUACGGCCAAUUCUCGAGCAACUUCGUCACCCAGGCCGGCCAGAUGGAGGGCCACGGAAUCCCGAACGACCUGAUGCAAAACUUCGACCCCAUCUCCAUCAUCGUCUUCAUUCCCAUCCUGGAGACGCUCAUCUACCCGCUGCUGCGUCGCUUGCGCAUCCGCUUCCGUCCCAUCACCCGGAUCUCCCUGGGUUUCGUCGUCGCCUCCCUGGCCAUGAUGUAUGCCGCCAUUGUCCAGCACCUCAUCUACUCGGCCGGGCCCUGCUAUGAACACCCCGCCUGCGCCGCUUCGGAAGUGGACGGGUCGACCACCGGUAACCACGUCCACAUCGCCAUCCAAACCCCCGCCUACGUGUUCAUCGGUCUGUCUGAGAUCUUUGCGUCGGUGUCUGGCUUGGAAUACGCCUACACCAAGGCCCCCCCGUCGAUGAAGUCCUUCGUGCAGUCCAUGUACCUGCUCACGAACGCCUUUGGCUCCGCCCUCGCCGAGGCCCUGACUCCCGCCGCCUACGACCCCGCUAUCCUGUGGAUGUUCGUCGGUCUGGCCGUCGCGUCCUUUCUGGCCGGUAUCAUCUUCUGGCUGGUGUACCACCACCUCAAUGACCAGGAAGACGCCCUGAAUGCCCUCGAUGCCGAUGACCCGGAGACUCCCGCGCCAGCCUACGAGGAGAAGAGGGAGGAGAACUGA
Messenger RNA from Aspergillus heteromorphus CBS 117.55, 1677 nucleotides. RefSeq names its product peptide MFS transporter. The record is from RefSeq and is a predicted model, not a curated record. Gene Ontology annotation, molecular function: tripeptide transmembrane transporter activity; dipeptide transmembrane transporter activity. The transcript has 2 exons. Lineage: Eukaryota; Fungi; Ascomycota; Eurotiomycetes; Eurotiales; Aspergillaceae. Gene Ontology annotation, cellular component: fungal-type vacuole; plasma membrane. Bases 1 to 1677 code for a protein of 558 amino acids. Gene Ontology annotation, biological process: transmembrane transport.